Messenger RNA from Penicillium egyptiacum, 180 nucleotides. NCBI's taxonomy places the organism in Eukaryota, Fungi, Ascomycota, Eurotiomycetes, Eurotiales, Aspergillaceae. The record is from the annotation of a GenBank genome assembly.
AUGGCCGGAGUUGACAAGCUGAUAAGCGCAAAUGUCGAACGAUUCGGCAAAAUUGAUAUUCUCCUGCUCGACGCGGGCAUCCAGUUCUUAAACCCUUUCAACAUAGUGACCGAGGAGGACUAUGAUGCCCAGUUCAAUUUGAACGUCAAGGGACCCUUUUUCCUGGUGCAGGUGAGCUAA